This is a messenger RNA of Cuscuta campestris, 1670 nucleotides long. Lineage: Eukaryota; Viridiplantae; Streptophyta; Magnoliopsida; Solanales; Convolvulaceae. The record is from the annotation of a GenBank genome assembly.
UAGAGGCAUCAAUUCGAAGUUUUAACAACAAAUUCAAGGUUUAUGAUUCUUGGUUCUUCACAUAUGUCAAACACAAAACUCAACCAAACGACCAUUUAUGAACGUAGAAACGAUCUAUACGAACAUUCUAGUCACUAGAUAUAUCUACGGGCUUACAUUGAAGUGAAACAAUGAUUCCGGCGGAAAAACGGAGAAACUUCCGGCGAACACCACCGCUUGCUUCGGCGACGGGAAGCUCUCCGGACAGCUUCUCUCAACUCUCUGAACUCUCCUCUAACUAAUGGGAUAAUUUUGGUGUGAUAAUGAUGAAGAAUGCCCUUAAACUAUAAAUAGUUUAAUGCAGAACACAAGAAUCGAUAAUCCACCCUAUGAGUCAUGUGGAUUACGUACCAACCGAACAGUGAACUGUCGGGUGGGUGAUAUCCGUUCUGGAUCCCAGAAGAAACGCCAAUGAAGAAGGUCGGUGAAAAACUCGUCCCAAAGACCGAGGACGAAUUUGAUGCCGAAUACAUCAAAAAGGUGGAGAACUACGCCAAGGCAAUCAACAUGUUGUACUGCGCGGUCAACCCCGAUGAUUAUCGCAAGAUCUCUUGCUGCACCACCGCCAAAGAAAUGUGGGACAAGCUGGAGGUCACAUACGAAGGUACGAACCAAGUUCGGGAAGCCAAAAUUGACUUCCUAACACAAGAGUACGAGAUGUUUAGGAUGAAGAAAGGCGAAAAGAUCGAUGACAUGUUCGAUCGGUUCUCCAAGAUCAUCAACGACCUUCAUGCCCUCAAGAAGACUUACGCCAACAAGGAUUUCGUGAGGAAAAUUCUGCGGAGUCUCACACCCGAAUGGAGAUCAAAGGCUGACGCAAUCUACGAAUCCAUCGGAGCGCUCAAAGCAACCAAGGAGACCGUGGAAGAAGUCUCAAGCGAUGACGACAACGAGUUCGGACUCGUCAUCAAGAAAUUUCACAAAUUCAUGAAGAAGGAAUUUGAAUGGAAAGGAAGAAAGAACGGCGGUCCCCCGAAGUGCUAUGGCUGUGGCGAGAUAGGCCACAUCAAGCCGAGGUGUCCAAAAGGCAAAAGCGGCAAGGACAAACCUGGAUUCAAAAAGCAACGUGCCUAUAUCUCAUGGGGUGGCGACUCCGGCGACGAGUCAACUGACCAAGAAGAGGAAGAAGCCGCCAACCUUUGUCUCAUGGCACACGAAGACCACGCCGACGAAGUACAAGAGGUAUGUACCCCUUCUUCCGACUCUUACACUUUUGAAGAGAUGCAAGAAGCACUUCGAGAGCUUUAUGAUGAAUUUGUUAGCGCUUCUAAAACCAACAAAUCAUUGAACAAACGUCUUUAAACUCUUGAAAAUGAUUUUGAAAAACUAGAAAAAGAUAAAGAAAAGUUGAAACAAGAAAAUAAAUUUUAUGGCAAAAGAAGCGCUGACAAACCAGAAAGCUCUUCAAGCGAAUGUGAAUCUUGCAAAGCUUUAAAAGAAAAGGUUGCAAAACUUGAGAGUACGGUUAAGAAAUUCAAUACACCACAGAAAGAUCUUAACUUACUCCUUGACACUAUGCAUUUUUCUAAGGAAGGAAUAGGUUUUGAUAAAAAUGAAUCUAAGGAUAAAAACGUUGAGCAAAUACCUAGACAACCUCCUAAGGCUCAACAUAAGAAAGGUAAAAAUCAGGA